Messenger RNA from Colletotrichum costaricense, 390 nucleotides. RefSeq lists its product as uncharacterized. Lineage: Eukaryota; Fungi; Ascomycota; Sordariomycetes; Glomerellales; Glomerellaceae. The coding region runs from base 1 to 390 and encodes 129 amino acids. The transcript is spliced from 2 exons. The record is from RefSeq and is a predicted model, not a curated record.
AUGCAUAUCUCUACUAUCUCAACCCUGGGCCUCCUCCUCAGCCUCCCCUUGGCUGCCGUUGCACAAUCGCGAUGCCAAUCGGACACGAUUACCACCGAUAAAGACAAAGAAUAUAGCGCAGCGGUCAACUUCGACAGCGCCUCGAAAAAGUACACCGCAACAGUGCCGCCUGGCGACAUGUCUCUUACCAUUCCUGCCUUAAGCAUCACCAACAACGGCGGAUACAAGCGACUUUUCUGUCUUGCCAGUGAGCCGGACAGACCACGAUCUACUCGACACCUACCGUCGUUGAAGGAUGACAACUCUAGUGUUGACACUGAGAGUGCUAUCGCAUAUCUAUGUGCUACGGCAGAUUUCAUCGUCACCGCACACCGCAGAAUAAGACAAUGA